Messenger RNA from Olea europaea var. sylvestris, 1416 nucleotides. RefSeq lists its product as uncharacterized. The coding region runs from base 1 to 1416 and encodes 471 amino acids. Gene Ontology annotation, molecular function: zinc ion binding; nucleic acid binding. The record is from RefSeq and is a predicted model, not a curated record. Lineage: Eukaryota; Viridiplantae; Streptophyta; Magnoliopsida; Lamiales; Oleaceae. The transcript has 6 exons.
AUGUUAACAAAGGAAAUUUGGAAUGCUUUGAAGAGUAAGUAUAAAGCGGAAGAAGAAGGAUACCGGAAGAAAAUAAUUCAUAGUUCCGAAGAUUAUUCUUUGGAACAAUUACAAAAACAUCUUCGGAUUGAAGAAGAAUCCAGAUUGCGUGAUAGAGGUGAAAAUUCUUCGGAAGGAACUUCUAAAUCCAAUGCCGUUGAGAAAUCUGAACCGCCUACAAAGUCUAACAAAAGGAAGCCUUCAAGGAACUUUAACAAGUCCAAGAAGAAGACCAAAGGAGGAUGCUUUGUGUGUGGUAAAUCUGGACACUACACAAAUGAUUGUAGACACCGAAAAAGAAACAACUCCAAAGUGCAUGGAUCAUAUGAUAAAUCUUUAUUUAAAACUUAUCAAGAAGUAGAUGGAGAUCAAGAGAUUCAAAUGGGCAACGAAGUUCAGUCCAAAGUAAUUGGCAAGGGAAAUAUUGAUAUUAUCUUCACUUUCGGGAAAACCGUUAGCUUUACUAAUGUACUACAUGUUCCAGAAAUGAAUAGGAACUUGGUUAGUGGAAAUCUCUUAGAAAAAUGGGGCAUCAAAUGUGUGUGUGAAUCUGGUAAACUUGUAUUAUCCCUUAAAGGGAAUUUUGUUGGAAAAUGCUAUUCUUGUGAUGAAAUGAAAGGAAGGAAACCAAACAUUGAAUAUUUCAAAGUGUGGGGGUGUCUUACGUAUUGCAAGAACACGAACCCUAUUAGAACCAAAUUAGGUCCAAGAGGCAUCAAAUGUGUUUUUGUUGGAUAUGUUAACAAUAGCAAAUCUUCUAGAUUGCUAAAUUUGGAGACCAAUAUGAUCAUCGAAUCAAGUGAUGUAAAGUUCUUUGAAGAUUCGUUAUCUUCGGAAGGAUAUGAGUUGAAUGUAGUAAGAACAAUUUCUUUUGUUCUACAAGUAGAAAUCGACCCUAAAACUUAUAAAGAAGCUAUGACUUCUCAUGAUAGCAUCUUUUGGAAAGAUGCAAUUAAAGAUGAAAUGGAUUUGAUGUUGUCUAAUAAAACUUGGGAACUUGUCGAUCUAUCACCCGGAUCCAAACCUAUUGGAUUUCAAUGCACAAGACCGGAUAUAGCUUAUGUAAUAAGUAAACUUAGUAGGUCUACUAGCAAUAAAAGCAAUUAUCACUGGAAAGUUAUUGGGAGAGUUCUUGGAUACCUAAAGAAAACCAAGAAAUUAGGUCUACAAUAUACUAAAUUCCCAGCGGUAUUAGAAGGAUUUACCGAUGCUAGUUGGAUAUCUAGCACAAAUGAAAGUAAAUCCACCUUGGGUUGGGUGUUCACUCUAGGAGUAGGUGCUGUUUCUUGGAAGUCAAAGAAACAAACAUGCAUAACACACUCGACCAUGGAAUCAAAAUUUGUAGCCCUAUCAGAUACAGGAAAGGAAGUUGAGUAG